Pecten maximus is the source of this 3217-nucleotide messenger RNA. RefSeq lists its product as uncharacterized. Gene Ontology annotation, molecular function: ubiquitin-protein transferase activity. Lineage: Eukaryota; Metazoa; Mollusca; Bivalvia; Pectinida; Pectinidae. The transcript has 13 exons. The record is from RefSeq and is a predicted model, not a curated record. Bases 219 to 2372 code for a protein of 717 amino acids.
UGUCGGUUUGAAAUGACUGUUGAAUAGUAUGCAUAUAUUGGCACUGACUGCCCGCAGAGGCCUGCGUGCUGAGAGGCGAGGCCAAAAAAGUCAAAUUAGCAUUUCAAAAAUCUUCUCUGCUACCAAACAUUGGAUUCAAAUACGUUGAAGUUGAUCCAAUUGAAGCCAUCCUGGAGAAGAUUGGAUGUGGCCAUCUCACGCAAUCGUUCAAGGAUGACAUGAUUACAGUAGAUCAAGUGGAACAUUUGACUGUUGAAGACUUUCAACAUCUUGGAGUCAUCUCAAUGGGGAUCCGGAUAAGAAUUUCCCAAGCAUGCCGCAACUAUUUGAAAGCACAGAAAGGUGACAUAUCUCCUUGCAUAAAGAAAUUCAUGGAUAUUCAAAACAGGAGAAAGGUCAGGAGGAAAUCCCCAAAAAAAGAUGUGAAGACGAAACUGACCCGUAGGUUAUAUGUUGGGUGGAAACACGAGGUCCGCCAGGGGAUUUACAAGCUUGUCUCUGCAAGCAAGGGUGGGGGCCAGCAAGUGCUGGACCUUCAUCGAGAUACAAGCAAAGCAGAGCUUAUGAGAGAGGUUCUGACACUUUUCUUUCCUGGAGGUCAGUCAUUGGCCCAAAACGUAACUUCUGAUGAAGUUAACUAUCACUUGGCCUCGUUCUCUGGCGCCCCUAUUCCAGACAUGGAUGGAGAGGGAGGGUUUACUGUUGGCAAAUAUGUUAGUCAUAUUAAGACCAGUCCCAUCAGGAUUUAUUUGCAUACUCAAAAGAAAACUGAUGACUUGAGUGAUCUAGAUCUACCUUCAUUGUCACGAACGAGACCAAGUCAAUCAAACUCAAGGGAAUCCACAUCCAGUGAGCUCCAACAAGAUGCCGAACAUUUUGAAUCAAGUGCGAAGGAGGAAACAACAGAGGGAAAUGAAUUCCUUAUUAUUCCGCCUCUACCUGACAUAAAAUCUGACAGUUCCAGCGAUUUUGAGGACAGUGGCACUCCAACAGUGUCUUUCAACAGAAGGCCUGGGAGAACCACGAGGCUGAUAGACAGUGAAAACUUGUGUAAUAGCCAAUCAGAACAACUGCCAACAGUAUAUGGACUGUCACCUACAUCUACCUGUAGUACCACCAUGCCACUAUCCUCUACUGAUAUACAGAGAGUCAGCCAUUCGUCCACAUCUGCAGCUACAUCUACCUUCAUCGGUACAGAACUUGAAAAAGAAAUGGAACUUGCCAUGGAAACAAGUUUAGGAACACCGACUGAUCUGACUAUGGAAGGUAUUUUAUCAUGGUGGAAGAAACAAUCCCUCGUUUUAGUUGAAAAUCCAUGUGAAAUAGUCAUCAUGAGGUCAGAUUUGUUAAAGUCUGCCCUAAGAGUCAUGAGAAGGGAAUCCUUCAACUUUUGUGAGCCAUUUAAAGUAACUUAUAGUGGCGAAGAUGGUGAUGAUCUUGGAGGACCAAGAAGAGAAUUUUUGAGAGGUCUUAUGGCAGAGAUAUGUGGGAAAAUUUUUCAGGGUCAGGAAGGGCAGAAAUUUUUUCGGCAUGACCUUGAAAAAUUAUCUCAAGGAUUCUAUGAACUGGCAGGCAAACUGGUUGCCUUUUCCCUCCUCCAUGGUGGGCCAGGUAUACCAGUUCUCCAUCCAGCUGUUGCAAAUGUUGUGUUAGAUGGAGAGGUUGCUAUGGAGACAGAAACAUUGCCCUUGUUGGAGGAUUGUAUCUUCGACUGGGAAACCAGAGAGAAAUUAAUUCUGCUGCAGAAUACACUUGAUGAAAAGCAGUACCACAAUCAACUGGAUACAAUCAGUGACUGGUGCUUGGAACAGAGUUUGUCUAUCUCUAAUUUUAGACAUUUUGAGAAAAAACAACAACUAAUGGACAUCCUCAAAAAAAAUGAAAUUUUCUACCGAGUCCAGUCAGAAUUUGUUCAGUUCAGGAAUGGAUUGAACAAAGUGGGAAGACUGCUAGAUGCAGUCCAACUGGCCCCAAAGUCUUUUCUUCAACUCUUCACCCAGACCAGCAAAGCUCUACGGUUCAGAGACAUCAGGGAGCUUUACAAGGUGAAUUGGAGUCCUGAUGGAUCCAACAAUAAGAGGCAGGAGGAAAAGGCUUUGUAUUGUCUAGAAGCUUUUCUUGCCGAUUCAGAAGGGGGAUCCACAGGGAUUUCAUUAGACGAGGUGUUAUCCUUUUGGACUGGAGCAGCAAGCAUUCCUCCACUAGGAUUUGAAAAAUCUCUGGAAGUGUCCUUUGGAAGCACUAAACAAUUUCCAACAGCCCACACCUGUGCCCUUAUAUUAACAAUAUGGCGUGGUUUCGAUGAUCCUGACGAGUUUCAGGAUACAAUUACAAAAGCAAUAAAAUGGGCAGGAGGUUUUAAUCUUGUUUGACAAUCAAAACGUUUUCAUGACAGCAAAGUUUCUUGGAUUUUAAAAUUGUGUUCAAGGCUUUCAUUGCAUGUUGUGCCAAUUUCUUUAGAUGUAUAGCAGCUAUCCUCAAGUGAAGAACAUUUAUUUAGACCCCUGCCAGUGAAACUGGAGAUCAAUGUAUUUGACUCCGUCGUCUGUCUGUUUGUCCGGAAGUUGGCUUCCUGGCAAAACUUGAGUGAGAAGUGAUGAAUGAUACAAAGUGGGAUUGAAUCUGGUCAAAAUGUCAACUAUGAGAUCACUGUUACUGAAUAGACUUACUACUUAAUAGUUAUGUAUGGUCAAAUUGAUAACUUCAAUAUUAGUCGACUGAUCAAUAUUUUGUAAUGGCAUUAAGGGAAUUAUGAAGCAAAGUUUAUAAAAAACAAAUUGAGAAUCAACUGACCUGUGGUCAUGUAAAGGUGAAGGUCACUAGUUCAAGAUUAGAUUUCGCAUUUUGUGGAAGAUAAGAUUUUAAGACAUGAAAAAAAAAUGUAAGAAUGACACAAUAAGUCAACUAACCUAGGGUAAACAAGUGUUAUAACCUGUUGGUUGAAUCCCUCUACCCAACAUUAAAUUAGGAGACAAAUGUGUAUAGUUUGCAAUCUGAUUUCGCAUGUUGUCAUUUUCCAUAAGCUUUUCCUUUAAAAAUAGCUUUUAAAUGCUGGACUCAUUUCAAUUUAAUCAAAUGCGAUUAGGUUCAACGUGGUAAGACUGGAUAUAAUUUCAAUUACAUGCUAUUUUCAAUGAUUUAGAGAGUGUCUUCAGUUGUUUACAAGAAAGGAUGAACAUUAAUAUUCUGAGUGUUAGCUUCUUUCUUUGAUUGAUGU